GCCAACAGAACGUCAGCGCGCGGCAGAGUCCAAAAUCACGGAUCCCCCUUGGCCAAUGUUCGCACAGCCCAGAUACCUCCGUACAGCUGACUGCGUUAUCAGUGAUGAGCAUGCACAGGGUGACCACGUUCUUGACGUCCCUCGACGUUCCUGGGAUGCGCUUGUGGCUGUCAUGGCCGCACUCUGAAACUAAGAAACUGGUUUUGCUCAGAAGCUUGAAAGUCGAAGCGUCGCACCUCAACACAAAGAGACCACCGAUCUUGUCUUCUGUGCUUUUGCUCGACCGCAAAUUUCCAUAUCCACUAUUCCGUCCGCCUCAACCGUAUACGAAGGACUCGCCACGCGCUUUUCUAACGGUUCCUGAUGGGCUGAUAGACGCGAGCGGGAGCUAACGACUCUAAAUACUCACCAGUCACGGCUAAUGCCUAUGGCUGCAUCGCGAUAAUUCGGUCCAUCUCCGUAGCGCCAUUAUCAAACACGCAU
Macroventuria anomochaeta is the source of this 483-nucleotide messenger RNA. RefSeq lists its product as uncharacterized. The coding region runs from base 105 to 392 and encodes 95 amino acids. NCBI's taxonomy places the organism in Eukaryota, Fungi, Ascomycota, Dothideomycetes, Pleosporales, Didymellaceae. The record is from RefSeq and is a predicted model, not a curated record. The transcript is spliced from 2 exons.